Achroia grisella is the source of this 577-nucleotide messenger RNA. RefSeq lists its product as uncharacterized. The transcript is spliced from 4 exons. Bases 139 to 564 code for a protein of 141 amino acids. Gene Ontology annotation, biological process: regulation of synaptic transmission, cholinergic; positive regulation of voltage-gated potassium channel activity; sleep. Lineage: Eukaryota; Metazoa; Arthropoda; Insecta; Lepidoptera; Pyralidae. The record is from RefSeq and is a predicted model, not a curated record.
CUCUACGUCAGUCGUGGUUACAACUCGUAAAGUGAUUAAAUAAAUAUCUAUUCAUUUAUACUCGUAAUUUACACAGUCCAACACAGAAUUGUAUAAAUAACCUUUAACGAUAAUAAAACGUAAUUAAUAACAAAGAUAAUGAAAUUAAUAGGAUCCGCAAUUAUAUUUACGAUCUGUUUGCGAAUUGCGGCCAGCAUCCGUUGCUAUGAAUGCACCAGCUCUAACAAUUCCAUGUGCUUGGACCCUACGAUAUACGAUAAGGAGACAGUCAAAAACUUCCUGAGGUCCACGGACUGCGAGCAAGGUGUCUUCUCAGCACGGCAUAAGGAUUUCUUUUGCAGGAAAAUUGUACAGACCAUUCUACAUAAAAACCACGACUCUGAGGUACGCGUAACCAGGGGCUGCGGUUGGGUGCGUCAUCACCGCGACUGUUAUAAAGCGGACAACGAGGACCACCUCGAGACCGUCUGCCAGUGCUUCAACGAUGACUGCAACCGCGGCGGCACCCUCGACAGCCUAUCACCCAUGCUUAUACCGUUCAGCAUCCUAGUUUUGAGAUUUUAAUUAAUAAAUAUUU